AGACAACAUCAGGCAAGUCAUUGAUAAAGCAGAGAAAUAGAAUUGGACCUAGUACACUUCCUUGGGGUACUCCACUUACUACAUUAGCCCAUGAAGAAACAGAUGAACCAACCCAUGUUGUCGCGGAGGAUCAUGUUCCUGCCCAACCUGGGUGCAGCCAUCAGACAUGUGCGGGCAUUCUCCUGGCAGAGGAGCGGGGAGAACACAGAAAUACUCUACAAAGUGGUCGGUGAUACAGACACUGGCAAUUAUACUGUCUGGCCAGACAAGAAGCUGGGACCAUUCGGUCCACAAGACAGCCGGUUCCCGUUCCCAGGCAAUGUUGGUCACACAUUGGAGUCGCCAAGCGUGGCCCGGAACGAUUUCCUGAAGGGGCCCAGGGCAGCUGUUAACACAGAGGCCAUAUUUGAAUUGUUACCUGAUGAGCAUCGAGGAAAGAUUCUCACACAAGCUUGUGACGCUAUUGAAGCUAUGGAUGAGGCGUCAUCGCCCAGUCCUGAUGAUCUCCUCGAGUGUGUAGCCUAUGACUGCCCGCACUUCAUACGGAAAGACUUUGCAGACCUAUUUCCUGAGAAGAACAUCAUGUCCGGCCCUUUUACUGUGAUCACCAUCAGUCAGAAAACCAAACAAGAUAUGACAGGCUGGUCUGAGGAGGUGGAGAAUGAGAGAGAACAACUUCUUAAAGCAUUUGUUGAAGGAGCAUCAGACAUAUGCGAGGCGCUACAAUGUGCAGGAUUCUGGGCUGACUUUAUUGAACCCUCGUGUGGAAAGCCUUUCCUUGGAGAGCACACAAAUGCGUCCCUAUACGAGACAGACGAGCGCUACCGCAAACUUGGCUUUGAGAUUGAAGACCUUGGCUGCUGCAAAGUGAUCCGCCAUCACGUCUGGGGCACCCACGCCUAUGUCGGCUGUCUGUUCACCAACGCCCCGGCAUCGCACCCUAUUCUGGCUUUGAUGAAGCGGAACUCCUGAAGUUGUUUUUUUAAUUCGUGAGGACACCUUAGACGCUCUCAUUAAGCCCCGUUUUAGCAGUGUGUGACUCAUGUGUAUCAUUCUCUUUAGAGGACUAUAAUUCCAUAAGCGCCAGUAGUAAGGCUCGAUUGGUCUUUGCUGGCUCGGGUACUACUUAAAUGUACCCUGGGUACUCUUAAGUAUACUUAAAUGUACCCUGGGUACGGAAAAUAUACUAAAACUUACCCGGCGAAUUUAUACUGUACCCGAGUUUUAUUCCCGCCAAAAAAACGAAGUCUUAAAACGUGCUACGCAAGAAUUUAAACUGUACCCGAGUUUUAUUCCCGCCAAAAAAAAGAAGUCUUAAAACAUGCUACAGAAUACAAUAAAAAAUCUCUAAACAAUACCUGCCUAAACAUGCUUUUAGAGUUGGAGUUUUUAUAAUAUAGAGGCCAUUUUACAGAAUAUGGACAUAAAUAUGGAACUAAUUAAUUUGAAAAAAAUAGCCGACAACAACCAAUUUAGCAUUAGAAUUUGUGGGUACGUUUCAGUAUAUUUUUCGUACCCAGGGUACAUUUAAGUAUACUUAACGGGGUACAUUUAAGUAGUACUCGAGCCGACAAUCACCAAUUCAGCAGUAGUAACUGUCAAUAAUUGUUUUAAACAACAAUAUGCUUGAACAUGUGUGUUGAUGAUGCAUCUGUCAUUUCAAGAAUUUUUAUCAAGAAUGACAGACUGGGUAAUUGUAUAUGAGCGCAAGGGAAUAGGCUACAAUAAUGUGGUCACUCAUUUGGUGAAGUUGAAGUUAUCUGUAAUGAUAUAAACAUCAUUAAAAAACAUUGUAUUUAGAUUUUAUUUUAUCAUUUGAGGUUACACAUUAUCUUUAUUUGCCAAUUGUGAGAUUCUUCAGUUGAAUAAAGUAUUGAAAACAGA
Messenger RNA from Dreissena polymorpha, 1884 nucleotides. Its product is annotated as cobalamin trafficking protein CblD-like. Gene Ontology annotation, biological process: cobalamin metabolic process. The coding region runs from base 91 to 972 and encodes 293 amino acids. The record is from RefSeq and is a predicted model, not a curated record. The transcript has 7 exons. NCBI's taxonomy places the organism in Eukaryota, Metazoa, Mollusca, Bivalvia, Myida, Dreissenidae. Gene Ontology annotation, cellular component: mitochondrion.